AUGCAUAAUAAAAAGGGGAAUUCAAAGUACGGAGAUAAAAAAGGAGGAUCAAAUGGAGCAAAAGAAAAAGGAAGUAAUGACAACAAAAAUGAUGGGAAACAUAAUAAAUCAGAUGAGAAUUUAAAUAAUGUUGUAAGUACAAGUGAACGUAGAAUAUUAUUUUAUAAAACAAAAAUAUGUCCAUGGUAUAUUAAAGGAAAGUGUGAGAGAAGAAAAACCUGUUUAUAUGCACAUGCUCAAAAUGAAUUAAGAGAAUUACCAAACUUAUGUAAAACUAGUUUAUGUCCAAAAUUAAAAAUAAAUGAAGCAUGUAAUGAUAAAAAAUGUAAAUAUGCACAUACAAAUAUUGAACUAAGAGCAACUGAAAAUUUAUAUAAAACAGCUUUAUGUGAAAGUUAUAGUAAAGGUAAAUGUUUUUCAGGACAGUUUUGUAGAUAUGCUCAUGGACUAAAUGAACUAAGAGAAAAUCCAAUGGAAAUAACAGAUAAAAAUAUAAUUAUAGGUACAUGUAAAACAAAAAAUGAAAAUAUAAAUAAUAAUAAAUCUGAAUAUGAUAAAAAGAAAGGCGGAACAGAUAGUAGUAGUACUGGUGAUAAUUCAAAAAGGAAUGAAACAUAUUGUGUAUUCCCUAAAAAAAAAGAAAGAAAUAGUGGAUCUAAUAAAUAUAAUAAUGUAUUAACAGAAGAUGAUGGAGCAGAUUCAGCUGAUCACCAUGCGGUCAAUGAUACAAACAGUGGUGAGCACAACCAUGAAUAUAAAAAUAAAUCUACAAAACAAAACACAAAAAAUGGAAAUAAAAAUUCACAAAAUAAUAAUAAAAUGGGUGACAAUAGCAAUGGUAAUGAGACCAUUGUAGGGAAUAACAACGGAAAUAAUAACAAAAGGAUGAACAAAAAAAUGACAAAACAAGCAAACAAGGCAAUGAAUAAGCAAAUUGAAAAUGGAAUAGAAAAUCAAGUUAAUAAGCAAAAUGAAGAAAUAUCAGAAUAUAGAAAUAAACAUUAUAAUGGAAAGAAUAUAAAAUAUGAUAAUUCAAAUAGUAAUCAUAAAAAUGGACAUAAUAAUGUAAAUAAUAUGGUGGGAGGAGCAUUACCAAAUUAUUUAAAACAUGAAGAUAAUUCUAAAUUUAAUGAAGAACAAUUUUUAAAUGACAAUCUAAACGUUUUAUCAUUUUUAGAGGAUAAUAGUAGUUCUAUAGAAAAGUUUCGAAAAAAUUAUUCGAGUGGAAUUUCAAAUGAAGUUGUAGUAAAUGGACGUGUUGAAAUGGUUGAUGAAAAUUAUAAUAAUAAUAAAGGUGGGUUAGAUAAUAAAAAUAUAUUAAUAUGUGAUAAAGAAAGUAAAAAUAAUAAUUUAACAGGAUCUAUAAAUUAUAUUAAAAAUGUAAAUAAUCCAAUUAUAAAUAGUGUAUCAAAUAAUAAUAUUGCAAAUUAUCCUUCACCUCUAUUAAAAUUUAAUAUUCCAAAUUUGGUUGAAGGAGAUGAAAUAAAUAAUUUAGCUCUACAUCCUAAUAUAAAUAAUGAAAUUGAUAAUAUUAGAAAUAUGAAUUAUUAUAAAUAUCCAGGAAUGAAUAACAUAGUUAAUUAUAGUAAUUAUGAGUUUGAAAACAAUAAUAAUCGAGUGAUGGAUAAUGAAAAUGGUAGUAUUUCUAUGGGUAUGCCAGAACAUGUUUUAAAUAAGAAUAUAAGGAAUGGUGAAUCAGAACAUAAUUUUUAUAUAAAUAAUAGAAGAGAAAUGGAUAUAGAAAUGCAUCAAAGAAAUAAUAUUAUGAGUAAUGUAAAUUAUAUAUGUGAUAAUAAUUUAGUUUGGAAUGGAAAUAAUGAUAAGUAUGAGCAUUGGGGUAAUGAGCAACCUAAUGAGAAAUUUGAAGGUUGGGAAAAUUAUGCAGGGUUUGAAAAAGAAAAACCAUUUAAUUCGGAGCAAGAUUAUUUUAAAAUAUUUAAUUAUGGAAUGUGUAAUAAUGUUAGUAACAAGUUUAAUAAUUGUGAUCCCCAUAAAAAUCAGAUCGAUAAGUACGACAACUCUCUAUUCAUUCUGUAG
Messenger RNA from Plasmodium vinckei vinckei, 2037 nucleotides. RefSeq names its product zinc finger protein, putative. Gene Ontology annotation, molecular function: metal ion binding. The record is from RefSeq and is a predicted model, not a curated record. The coding region runs from base 1 to 2037 and encodes 678 amino acids. NCBI's taxonomy places the organism in Eukaryota, Apicomplexa, Aconoidasida, Haemosporida, Plasmodiidae. The transcript has a single exon.